Heterobilharzia americana is the source of this 1932-nucleotide messenger RNA. Lineage: Eukaryota; Metazoa; Platyhelminthes; Trematoda; Strigeidida; Schistosomatidae. The record is from the annotation of a GenBank genome assembly.
CAAGAUUUUGGCGGUAAUGUUGGGAAAGGCGCUACGAAAUGACAAGAGGUUUGCCUACAAAGGUCAUUAUCCGAAGAUUACCUCCUAGACUAAAGGUCGAUGAUUUCAUCAAAAUUGUCGACCCUCUGCCUGCACAUACUUAUUUCAAGUUCUGUGAUGCAGAUGACUCUUUGGGCAUAUUCGGGCUCACACGUGCGUAUAUAACAUUCACUGAUAUUGACGCAUUAUUCGACUUCAAAGAGAGGUUUGAUGGCUACAUUUUUUUGGACUCUGAGGGAAAUGAGUCUUCCGCAAUUGUAGAAUUCGCUGUUUGCCAGGCACUAGCAAGCGCUAAAGGAUCUUCGAAUGGGAAAAAAGGAAAUCAAGUAGACAAGAAACAGGGGACUUUGUCUAGUGACCCAGAUUAUCUGAGCUUUGCAAAAUCUGUGGAAUCUGUUGAAGCUACUAGCGAAACAGAAACUGAGUCGAAAAAGACCCCAUGGGAAGCAAUUUUAGAUGAGCUUCAGAAUAGGGAAGCAGAUAAUGCCCAGACUCAAACUGUUACACCACUUCUGGCCUACUUAAACAAUCGCGAUGCAGAUAUCAGGCGCAGAGAUGAAGAAUCAUCACGCUACAGGCAGUUCAAACAGGCCGGAGCAUCAUUAGCUAGAAAGAGAGUUGAAAAACCACUACGGAUUCAUCCAACAGCUAGGCGAGGACAUGAUGUAAAACGUAAUUCAACAGAUCGUUCAAAUUUUAAAGAAAGUUCCCACCAUAAUAAUACCAAAGAGGGAACGACAGGAACAGAUUCCAAAACACUACAGAGUAAUAAAUCUGAAAAGUUAGCAGUUGUGUUGAAUGCAGAUGAAUUUCCUGCUAUGCAAAGUUUGUAUCAGCGUUCGAACAAGGUUCCAAACCAAGUACCUGAUCGGUCUCCAGUGUGGGUUUCAGGCAGUUCAGACUCGACUGGCGAUAAAUUGAGUUCACCUCUGUCCAAAAAUUCUGCCAAUUUAAUAGACUUAAAAGAACCUACAAAGAUUUUAGAUGUUGCUUCUGACAGCAAGGAUAAAGCUAACCAUUUCGAUUCAGAAGGAAGCAGACCAUCAGAAAGAGUGACUGAACCAAGAAAUAAAGAGUUACAUACCAAGAGUCAAGUUGGACAGGUUUCAGGCAGUCAAAAUGAACCAACAUUUAGUGAAUGCAACUCAAAGCAAGAUAAUGCCUUCAGAGCUAAGAAAGGUUCUCACUAUACAUUUGUCAAUUCAGUUCGUAAACCGUCUUCUAAACUCCUUAGGAGUAAACGAGAUCCAGAUGCCAAUACACAGAGUUAUGGCAUAGGAAAUUAUGCGACCGACGAGCAGGAAAAUGAUUACAGUCACGACCGAUCCAAUUGUUUUUUCAAACCUGGAAGUCGAGGUCGUGAUAACCGACGCGUUACUGUAACUAGCCAUGAAACGUAUCCCAACUCAUCUCGAGAUUCGCACAGGGGAUCUCAACAUAUUUCAAAAGAAACUUCCGGUCGGAGUCAUGAUCAGGGAGAUUCUAUCCGCACUGAAUAUUAUUCUGAACAACAUAACGGAAGUGCUAGAUUUUCCGGCAAUUCUCGAAACUCUGGUCCAUCCAGUAGAGGUCGACCUAAUUCAAUGGGAACUGGUUCUUAUCGUCGUCCAGGCAGUUACAGUUCUCGUGGCCGGGGUUCGGGUUUUUAAACUAGUGAAUAUAAAUGCCAGUCUGUAUAACGCAUUUCAACUGAUCAUCUUUUUUGUUCAGUGACUUUUGAUUUGUGGUGUGAUCUGUAACCACUGAGUGAAUAGGUUCAUCUUAGUGUUGUAAUUUAUGUAUCAUGAGUACAGAUGAAAACUGACACUUUACAGUUAAAACUUGAGUCUUAAACUGAAUCCCUUUAUUCAAAUGAUGCUCUGUUUAUUAAAAAAUAAUUUUCUCAUCUAUUUA